Molecule: messenger RNA, 1702 nt
Organism: Frankliniella occidentalis (western flower thrips)
Lineage: Eukaryota; Metazoa; Arthropoda; Insecta; Thysanoptera; Thripidae
Gene: Obp73a
Product: general odorant-binding protein 70
Exons: 7
Coding region: 67-636 (189 amino acids)
Molecular function (GO): odorant binding
Source: RefSeq, a predicted model, not a curated record
CCCUGGCUAGAGUCCUGCAGGCCGGCCCCGGGUGCAGAACAAGGAGCAGCCAGCGCCCCCGUCGACAUGCACGUCCUACCCGUCGCCGUCCUGGCCCUGGCCGCCCUGGCCGCAGUGGAGGCUGCAGCCCCGCAGCUGGUGCGGGGGCGCUGCGCCACCCCUCCCGCCGCGCCGCAGCGGAUCGAGAAGGUGAUCAACGAGUGCCAGGAGGACAUCAAGCUGUCGAUCCUCGAGGAGGCGCUGAGCGUGCUGGGCGAGUCCACCGGCAUCAUCUCCAGGGACGCCAAGACCCGGCAGCCCGGCAAGAGCAGGGCUCGCCGGCAGGCCUUCACCGAGGACGAGAGACGCAUCGCCGGGUGUCUGCUUCACUGUGUGUACAAGAAGGUGAAAGCGCUGAACUCCGCCGGGCUGCCCACGGGCGAAGGACUGGUCAAGCUUUACGCCGAGGGCGUGCAGGACGCGAGCUACUUCCUGGCGACGGCGCAGGCCGUCAACCACUGCCUGGGAGCCGCGCAACAGCAGGGGAGGCUCCUGCCCCAGGCCGUCAAGGAGCCUGGACAAAAAUGCUACCUUGCAUACGACCUGUUUGAAUGUGUCAGCGACCAAAUCAUAGAGUAUUGCGGUGCCUCACCUUAAUGCUUCCUAAAUUCGAUCAUUCAUCUGCCACCGAUCAUUCUCAAUCAUCAAUCAUCUUCCCCAUUUCACCAAAUAGUAUUUAGUUAACGUGUGAUCAUGACCAUCAUACUGUUCCUAAUGGUUUAAAAAGAGAAGUGUGCUUGCCUCCACAAUAAUUCUUAAGAUACAAAUAAUUGUAAUGAACUGAAGAAACUGAACUGGCUUCUAAACCAUCUCUAUUAAUUAAGAAUGUCACCUAGUCACAAAUGAAAUUGUUGUACAAUAAAAUUUAAAUCAAAACAAAGUAAAAGAAUUGUGGUGAAUCACAAUAAUUAACUUUAAAGUUGUGUUCCUUUACCAAAGUAUACUUAACCCAAAAUCUUUCAGUUUUCAUUUGCUUCUUGGUAGAAAAACUGUGGUUGAAGCUGAAGCCAUAAAUAAUUCAUGGUUGCAAAACAUAAAAUAAAAUAGGUUUCAGAUUAACAGAUUUAUUUUAUCUGUCUCAUUGCUCAAAAUUAGCUUAACAAGAACACUUAAUGAAUGAUUGACCAAUAUAUCCAAUAGUAACUGGACUGGAAUGUCCCUUACAUCAAUAAUGCUCUAAGAUAUAAGGUCUGCUUCAGUACAAGGCAUUAUAAAAUGACCAAUUUGAAACUAAUUCAACAAAUGACAUCAAAGGAAAACAAAUCAAUAAAAUAUGCUACCUAAAAAAACAUAUAUGUAACAAAACAUAAAAAUGUUCAGUCAUGUUUAUGGUGCUGAUAAAGUCAGUAUUCAAACCAAACUGAAGGUGCCAUUGAUAAGAUACAUCGCGACCACAUGAUGCGGAAUGGCCUAGAAAAGCAAAAAGCAUUUAAUGUAAAGUCAAUGUGUACGGAGGAUAAAUCACCUACAAUCGACCUAAAUACAUGCUUCUGAAUAAUACUUAAAUACGACUAUGUUUUAUAUUGUGAUGUAUUAUCUAUAACUCCAUAAAUGUAGAGCACUCUUGCUUGUGUACAAUUUAUAUUCAAUCUCAUGCAAUCUUUUGGCUAUUCAUGCCAUAAGUAUUGGCCAGAAAUUUGUUCUAAAAAAAAAAAAAACAUAA